CACUGAGACAACUGCGUUUUAUCCUACCAGAAGAAAAUAUAUCGACACAAAACAUAUCACGCAUAGAACGACUCUUUGAAAAUCUGGAUACCUGAUGGCAACCAAAAGAUCCAAGACAAUAAUUCAGGACAAACAUCCUAAUGGAGCAGAGAUUGUGAAAGAAGAUUUAAAACUGCCCAAGUGCUUCUCAUCUAGACUUGCUUUUAUGUUGUAUAAUGUUUUUUCUAAAGAAGAAUGUGAGGCCUUUAUCAAGCACACAAAGAAGAUAGGAUAUGAUGAAGCUCUUGUUAAUGUUGGGUAUGGCAGACAAGAGAAGAUGACAGAUGUACGUAAUAAUAAACGUUGUAUAUGGGACACAUUUGAUGAAUCCGGAAGGAUAUUUGACCGCAUCAAGGCCUAUAUUCCACCAGUGUGGAAUCAUCGCAAAGUCUUGGGACUGAAUGAAAGAUUAAGGAUCCUGCAUUACGAACCAGGACAGUACUUCAAGCCUCACUUUGAUGGAGAGUACAGACGCACCAAUGGAGAGAGGAGUUACAUCACCAUUCAAGUCUACCUAAAUGAGGGCUUCAAAGGAGGCGAGACCACGUUUAUGGAUGGACCUGACGAGGACCUGUGUCCAGUUGUUCCUAAAUUAGGUUCUGUAUUGGUGUUUCAACAUAACAUUUUACACGAAGGAUCCACUCUGAUAGCCGGAGAGAAAUACACUAUACGAACGGAUGUCAUGUAUUCUGGAGCACAGCUUGAUCAAGAGGAAGAAAGUGCUCUUAUAGAGGCACACAAGUCACUGCUGAGCAAGCCUAACAGUGAAGAUAAUCCCAUUAAAGGCAAUGAUAUCCAGUCAUGUGUUAAUGAGAUGGAGAAUCUUGAUUUAUAGUCAAUUUGCUUUAUGCCUCACUUUUUGACAUUGGAUUUCACAGACGUGAGGUAGGGACCAAACUGGAUCUGUAUAGAAUGAAUGUUGGUUUGGCAAUACAAAGCAAUAUUACAACAAAUGUUGAGAUACAAAUAUCUUUUCAUUAACGGAUUGGAAUGUCCUGGCAACAAUUACUCAUGAAACUUUCCAAUGGUAUGUGCAAUAUUUUGCCAAUACGAUCAUUAAACAAUAAGGUCGAAUUUGGACCCACAUGUCUACUGAAGGCUUUUUUAAAGGCUGUUUUCUUUCUUCAAAAUAUCCUAUUUUUAUAUUAAAAAGCAAAUGGUAUUUAAAAAUGUUAUUAUGUUUAUCAAAUAUUUAUUUCGAUGAAGAAUAUUUUUCUUGUUGGAUGGUAUCUAUAUUUUUUCAAAAUAUCAAAAGACAAAAUAACACGAACCAUUUACAGUCAUUGUGUUUAUUUUAAAAUAAGUAUUGAUAUGAAUAAAUAGUCUGUUACAGGUUCUAUGAAACGCUGAAAGUUUGAAAUGAUUCCAACAUAAACAUUAACCUUAUCUAUCUUGCAACAAUAAUAGAACAAGUUCUAUAAAAUUUUAUUAACCCCUUUUAUUGACCGGCUUUUAUACACGCUAGACUUCCAACAAUACUGCUAGUUUGAUCAGAAGUCACGUUAUAUAUAUAUUUGCUUAUAUAUCGACAACGGUUUUGCAUGUAGUAAGUUGGAACCACUUCACUUGACUCCUGUCAGAGUUACCGUAAUUGAUUAAUGUUGCUAUUCCGAGUUAUCCACAAUUUAGAUCAUCCUAUAUUAAUAGGAAGCUAUUAUCCACUAUUGUUAAUUAGCUUAAAAACGUAGAUGCUUGACUUAACUGCCUUGGACAAGAUCAUCGUUGACUGAAAUACAUUUUGAUAUAUAUCAAAGAUUGUACUAAAGAGACACAAGUGAAUGACACUUUUUGUUACAAAUCUAGAGUUAGACAUAGCAGAGCCAAAAACGAAUUUAACCCGUCAUAUCAUGAAGCUUUUUUUGUUCUUUUAAGAAGCCGAGAUAUCCAAAAUGAUCGAAAGAAAAGUCAAAAGUUAGACGGGAUGGGGAGGUAUACCAGCCCGAAUAUUCAAUAAAUGUUGUAUUUUCUAAAUAUCAGAUAAAUAUAGAACGACGUUAAGUACAUAUGUAUAUUUUGAACCGUUUCACUAUUCGAAUGAAUCAAUCAUCUGUCAUCCAUUCAUUGCUUAUUAGAAAUCCUAUAUGAAUUCUUUACUACAUAAUAGACCCUUAUGUUUCUUUGUGUUGUCCUUACUCAAUAAUCUCUGAGAAUCUGUGAUAUUUUGUUAUUGUUACAUGAAUUACGUAUGUUUUUAAUAUAGCAAUAGAUGCUUGUACAUUUACGUUUAACUUUUCCUCAAAAGUAUUCAUAUGAUAUAAUCAUCAAUGUCAUCUUAAAGAUAAUAAAAAUUGUUUUAUAGUUA
Ylistrum balloti is the source of this 2341-nucleotide messenger RNA. RefSeq lists its product as uncharacterized. The record is from RefSeq and is a predicted model, not a curated record. Gene Ontology annotation, cellular component: endoplasmic reticulum. The coding region runs from base 95 to 874 and encodes 259 amino acids. The transcript is spliced from 7 exons. Gene Ontology annotation, biological process: peptidyl-proline hydroxylation to 4-hydroxy-L-proline. Gene Ontology annotation, molecular function: iron ion binding; procollagen-proline 4-dioxygenase activity; L-ascorbic acid binding. Lineage: Eukaryota; Metazoa; Mollusca; Bivalvia; Pectinida; Pectinidae.